UUUUUUGAGCAUAACUUGGCUAUCUUUUCGGCAAAGAAGCCCAGAAUUCACGUGCCGGAAGUUAUAAAAUUUGUUUUGAAAAGGAUAUGUAUUUGGUAGCAAUAUCAUUAUUGUUCUAGACUUAUGGUUGUUUUAUGACUCUUGACUUUCGGGUCCCUCUAGUCCUGUUUAUAUAUAUAUGGUGCUAUUCUCUGUUAAUAGUUAAACUUAAAGGAGAGGUUUUUGAGUGGAGAUCUUGAAAUGGGUAGGUGGUGGUUUGGUGGGUUCUUGAUUGCGGUGGCAUUGGCAGUGGCGGCGGUGAAUGGGUAUCCAGAAGAGGAUCUGGUGGUGAAUUUGCCUGGGCAGCCUAAAGUUGGGUUCAGACAGUUUGCUGGGUAUGUUGAUGUGGAUGAAAAGGCAGGAAGGAGCUUGUUUUACUACUUUGUUGAGGCUGAGAAGGACGCUGAAACCACGCCCCUCACUCUCUGGCUCAAUGGAGGACCAGGUUGUUCUUCCAUUGGUGGAGGUGCUUUUACAGAAUUGGGUCCAUUUUACCCUGCCGGUGAUGGCAGGGCACUUCGAAGAAAUUCAAUGUCUUGGAAUAGAGCAUCGAAUCUCCUCUUUGUUGAGUCCCCUGCUGGAGUAGGAUGGUCAUACUCAAAUACAAGUUCAGAUUAUACACGCGGCGAUGCUGCCACUGCCAUGGAUAUGCAGAUUUUCAUGAUGAAAUGGUUUGAGAAGUUCCCGGAAUUGAAGUCUAGAGACUUGUUUCUCACCGGAGAGAGUUAUGCAGGACAUUAUGUACCACAGUUGGCUGAUCUUCUACUGGACCAUAAUGCACGUUCAACUCGUUUUAAGUUCAACAUUAAAGGCAUUGCUAUUGGGAACCCACUUCUCAAACUUGAUCGGGAUAUUCCAGCAGCAUAUGAAUUCUUCUGGUCGCAUGGGAUGAUUUCGGAUGAAAUUGGCCUUACCAUCAUGAAUGAGUGUGAUUUUGAUGAUUACACCAAUGCUAGUCCCCAUAAUGUAUCCCAUUCAUGCAAUGAUGCCAUAACUGAAGCAAAUGGCAUUGUUAGUAACUAUAUAAACCAAUAUGAUGUUAUACUUGAUGUCUGUUAUCCAUCCAUUGUAGAGCAAGAGCUGCGAUUGCGGAAGAUGGCCACUAAGAUGAGCCUUGGGGUUGAUGUGUGUAUGACUCUUGAAAGGCGUUUCUACUUCAAUCUCCCUGACGUUCAGAAGGCUCUUCAUGCAAAUCGGACAAACUUACCUUAUAAGUGGUCUAUGUGCAGCGGUGUUUUAAAUUACAACGAAGCUGAUGGAGAUAUCAACAUCCUUCCCAUUCUCAAAAAGAUCAUCCAACGUCGGGUUCCAGUUUGGGUGUUCAGUGGGGAUCAAGAUUCUGUCAUUCCACUGCUCAGCUCCCGAACUCUUGUCCGUGAACUAGCUCAUGAGUUGAAAUUCAAGAUAACAGUCCCAUAUGGAGCAUGGUUUCACAAGGGACAGGUGGCUGGCUGGGCAACCGAGUAUGGAAAUUUACUAACUUUUGCCACUGUAAGGGGUGCUGCUCAUAUGGUACCGUAUGCACAGCCAUCACGAUCCCUGCACCUGUUCAGUUCAUUUGUGCAUGGCCGGAGACUUCCUAAUAACACACGCCCUUCCAUCGAUGAUUGAGAAUUAGUCCAUAUUUCAGUAUAGUAUGAAAGAUUUCUGUUUUUUUUUUUUUUUUUAAUUUCGAAGAUUUGCAUUUCCAAAAGGCAAUAAGAGACUAGCAAAAUUAUACUCAAGGGGAAAAUAGGAGCAUUGGGAUUGUCUUGUUGCAUAGGAAGGAGAAUUUGUUGCAGGACUACUUCUCUUCAUGUCAUUGGUGGCAAUUCUUUAGUGAUUGAAAUGGAUUAGCUUGUAUUUUUCUUCUCAUCUUUGUUUUUGUUGAGGUGGAGAUGGCUUGUAAAACAAAAUGAUUCUGGUAUGAAAUUCAGUAUUAGACCGUAUCAGUUGAAAAUGAUU
This is a messenger RNA of Rubroshorea leprosula, 1983 nucleotides long. Lineage: Eukaryota; Viridiplantae; Streptophyta; Magnoliopsida; Malvales; Dipterocarpaceae. The record is from the annotation of a GenBank genome assembly.